AUGACGAAGCGCACGAAGAAGGUCGGUAUCACGGGUAAAUACGGCACGCGGUACGCAUCCCUCUCGAGAUCCUGCCCGCCCUGCAGAGCGAACAAGAGUUGGAGACUGGCAUCUCAUGUGAGAGAUGAGCUGCGGACAUUGGGCAGGACAGUCAUUUGGAGUGACGAAUUCUGAUUGUUGAGUGCAGCUACGGUGCCUCCCUUCGUAAGCAGGUCAAGAAGAUCGAAGUGUCCCAGCACGCCCGUUACACAUGCACAUUCUGCGGCAAGGUCUCUGUCAAGCGCAACGCCGUCGGAAUCUGGGACUGCAAAUCAUGCGGCAAGACUGUUGCAGGAGGCGCAUACACCGUCUCGUACGUACACCUGGGUCUUGAGAUAUGGGAAGGGACGGACACUGACAUAUCCAACUCAGGACGCCCGCUGCGGCCGCGACCCGCUCUACCAUCAGACGUCUGCGCGAAAUCGCUGAGGUAUAG
Molecule: messenger RNA, 475 nt
Organism: Lecanosticta acicola
Lineage: Eukaryota; Fungi; Ascomycota; Dothideomycetes; Mycosphaerellales; Mycosphaerellaceae
Source: the annotation of a GenBank genome assembly